Molecule: messenger RNA, 3013 nt
Organism: Hipposideros armiger (great roundleaf bat)
Lineage: Eukaryota; Metazoa; Chordata; Mammalia; Chiroptera; Hipposideridae
Gene: GARIN5B
Product: golgi associated RAB2 interactor family member 5B
Exons: 11
Coding region: 13-2838 (941 amino acids)
Cellular component (GO): nucleus
Source: RefSeq, a predicted model, not a curated record
UCUGCAGCCACCAUGAACCGGCUUUGGAACAUCAGGCGCCUAGAUCCACUGCCGGGCCCCCCAAAGUGGGUCCCCGCUCUGGGAGCGCUGCAGAAGAUGCUGCAGAAGGGCGAGUACCUGCCCCUCCGCCCGCUGCCCAUGUUCGAGAGUAACUUUGUCCAGGUGACCAACCAAGGGGCCCCUGUAUAUGUGCACCACAAAACCAACCGUCUGACUAUGGGUGUGGCCGCCUCCCUGCCAGGCCUGGUGCUGCCAGACCUCCUGCUGAUCGCUCAGCCCCCUGAGGGCAGGGACUGCUCCAACCUUGUCCUCACCAGGAUGAUCCCGCUGGACCUGGUCCACCUGUAUGUUCACAACCUGUCUGCCUGGCGUCUGAAGCUGCGCCUGAUCACAGGCCGCUGCUACUACCUGGAGCUAGACGCCCCUGCUGGCGAGGUUGCCUUCUUGUUUGACCGCUGGAUCCGGCUUAUCAACCUGCUCCAGGAACCGGCCACCACCUGGGCCCCCAGGACCCUGCACACGCCCCCCACGGACCUGGCCCUGGUGGCACCUCCUGCCUCCACCUGGCGCCUCCAGGACCAGUCCCACACCAGACAUUCAGUCAUGACUGUUGAUCCCACAUUUCCUUACAAGAUGCUGACAUCUCAGAAACAUAAGAAAACAAAGACCUUCAAGCGCAGAUUUAAGUCCCAGGCUGUGGGUGACUCCCUGCCUCUCAUCUGGUCACACCUGGAGCAUGCUGACACUAGAAAGAAAUCCACAGAAAAAAAACUGCUUUUUUCCCUCCCAGAGAAGCCCAGCAUCACCAUCCGGACCAUCUAUAGCAUCAUUUCCGGCACCAUCAACCAAAUGCCAUCCUCUUUCAAGGACCAGUCCCACACCAGACAUUCAGUCAUGACUGUUGAUCCCACAUUUCCUUACAAGAUGCUGACAUCUCAGAAACAUAAGAAAACAAAGACCUUCAAGCGCAGAUUUAAGUCCCAGGCUGUGGGUGACUCCCUGCCUCUCAUCUGGUCACACCUGGAGCAUGCUGACACUAGAAAGAAAUCCACAGAAAAAAAUAUCUCAGAGGACAGCCAUGAUAUUUCCUUGCUGGGUUCCUUCAAUCACUUUGAUUCUUACCUGUGGCAACAGGACAUGGAAGACCUGAUGGACUCCAAAUCUAGCACCUCGUCCUCCAGCUUCCUCAGCCAGGCCACCUACUCUCCCAAUUUCAACCUGCCUGCUUCCUACUCCUCUGUGCCCAGGCGCAACGAAAAGGACAGAACCCUGGGCUCUGUGCAGAGGCUGCAGCCUCCACCCUCUCAGAAGACCCCCUCUGUUCCUGCCACCUCUUGGAAGGCUCCAUUUAUCCUUGACCAGGCCCAGAAGGUCUCAGCUGUACAUGCUCCGUCAAAGAAAGCCCCAGCUGGACCUGCUGCUCCCCAGAAGACCCCAAUUGUAGCUUCUGUUCCCCAGAAAGCCCCCACCAUAUCUGGCCCAUCUCGGAAGGACCUACCUUUAUCAGCUAUUUCCCACAAGGCCUCAGCUGCACCUGCCCCAUCUCAGAAGUCCACUGCUAUACCUGGGCCAUCCCGGGAGAUCCCACGUGUACUGGCUAUCCCCCAGAAGGCCACAGCAAUACCUGCCCCAUCUCAGAAGGCCCCAUCUGCACUUGCUCUUCCCCCAAAGGCCGUGUGCCCCCCUAUCCCAAACCAGAAACUUCUGUUCCUGCCUACCCCAUCCCAGAAGGCUCUGACCUCACCCAUCCAAUUCCAGGUGAUAUUGGACCCUGCUGAUUUUGGCAUGUUGUCCGUGGGAAGUCAUGGUGUGGAUGUGCUUGAGAAAAGUCAGCUUGAAGGGAAGCCAGAGUCAGUGGUGCUAGUGGGCGCCCAGAAGACAAAUGUCAGGGAGAUGAGGGCCCAGAAAAUGUCCCUGGAGUUGCCUUUCACCACCACCAUGGAGUCGAAGGAAGUUGUGAUCAGCAAAGCCCAGGAGAACACCCUGGAUGGCUUAAAGGAGAAGGGGAAGUUGGAGGACGAGGUCCAAAGGAUGAAGGAGGAGAAAUCCGGGGACAGGCCUGGCUUCAAGUCCAAGGAGAUGGGGCAGCAGAAGAAGUGGGUUGAGACCCAGGAGCUGGCCAUGGAGGUAGCGCCACAGGAACACAGCAGGCCCUUCUCCGUGGAGGGGCUCACCUUUGCCAAGCUGAUGAUCAUGGCCAACUCCAAGCAGCCACCCUUGAGACCAGAACUGGUCAGUCCGCCCUCCUGCCUCUUGACCACCCCAGGGUCUGCCAUGUCAAGGAUGAGCACGGAGCCCCUCAGACCCAGCCAGGUGUUGGAGGGGACACCGGUGGUGGUCAGGGAGCAGCCCUGGUUGGGCCCCUGGGCAAAGGGGAGCACAAGUCUAUGGGUGGAUGAGACCUCGCAUCCGUGGGCAGAGGUAGAGGUGGAGGAGCUGCCCUCGGACCAAAGGGGGCCUUCCAAAGUGCUCCCCCACUCCCAGCGUGCCCCCAGCAGCCUAAAGAUAGACAGAGCCUCUCAGGCCCCUAUCCCUCUGCCCACAACAAGGUGGGAGGAUGUAAUCCAGAUGCCCAUCUUGCAGACCCCCAUCUCAAAGAUGGAGGCCAGGGUGUCCCAAAAGCCCAAGAGAGGAUCUCAAGAGACCAUGGGGAUGCUGGACCAGCGCCCCCUGUCCAUGAUGGGGUCAUCCUUGGAGAUUCUCGAGCCCAAGCUCUUGGAAAUUGGGAGUAUGAAGGACAUGGCCAACAAGGUGGAGAAGACAAAGAAGGAACUGGGUGUCUUCAUGCCUUCGAGCAGGUACUUGGGGAGACAGGACCUCUGGAGUUAUCAGCAAUGAGGUGACAUGGUGGGGAUGAAGACCUGGACGGGGCAGGCUUAAGGGAGCACAGAAAAUGGAAUCACUGUGCCGCAAUCUUCGAAAACAUGAUGCUGAGUGAAAGGAGUCAGACACAAAUGACUACAUAAUGUGUGAUUCCAUUUGUAUGAAAUGUCCAGAACAGGCAAAUCCAUAG